AUGGUCGUCGAGGCCGGAAAGAACGUGACGCUGAAUUGUCCGGGUGUGACGGAGAAUUCACUGAUACUGAUGCUGGAAUGGCGGGUUAACAGCAUGCAGUUGCUCGAGUACAGCAGCAACACCACCAUCGUGUGGAACCAUCAGAACAGGGUGUCGUUGUCGCUGAAGAACUACGCGCUCCAGUUCCAUCCGGUCACCGCGCAGGACACCGGCGAGUACACUUGCUUGGUGAACAGCCGCAGCAUGGCCGAGGCUGUCAUCAGUCUGAUAGUUCACGGUGAGUACAUUUGUUCGUCUAUCGCGUUUAGCCUGUUAGCUCGAUCUCGCUUCGAUACGACGACGUGGAGACUGUCGCUCCGUGAAGAUUGUCGGUCGUUAAUUAAGUGAAAUAAAAUGUUUCUAAAUGCCUAGCCAGAGGAUGAAACCGUUAUGUACUCGCAAUAUUCUCCACCUCUGUUCAUGGAGAAACGAAGCGGACGCCGAUUGAAAUUACCAUCGAUCGCGUCGUAAAAAUAAUCACGGAAAAUCCUGGCCGCUCUCUCGAUUUAACCCAUCAGGGCCCCUGUUCCUCUCUCUCUCUCUCGCUUCGAGUCAAUUAAAAAUUAACCCGGCCGCAUACCGCUUGGAGCCGCGCCAAACGAGCCAAAUGGGUCAGUGUAUUUGCGUUUUAACCUUGAUUCUCCAUAAUUCUCGUCAACCUCUUUGAAAAACCCAGAGAUUCGUGUCUGACGACGUGACCGAACGCUGCAGCGUGAAAGACACGCGCGUUUCUGCAAUUUCGCCUGGCUGGAUGGAUAUUCGUCGCGAAACAAUGGCGGGCGAACGAUUCUUGCGCAUUAUGUAAGCGGAACGCGACUGGGUCAUGCACCGUGGCGAAUUUUGCAAGUCUUAUUAUUUUAAAGGGGCCCUCGAAAGAGUGGUCGGGUAA
Molecule: messenger RNA, 928 nt
Organism: Heterotrigona itama
Lineage: Eukaryota; Metazoa; Arthropoda; Insecta; Hymenoptera; Apidae
Source: the annotation of a GenBank genome assembly